UUUAUCUAUGGUUAAAUAAAGCUGUGUAAUAUUCUUAUUUACAUACAAAGCAAAUAAAAAAUAUGGGACAAACGAAAAGCCAGUUUAGUGACGAUGAACUACAGGAUUAUCAGGACCUGACAUAUUUUUCAAAAAAGGAAGUACUGCACGCACAUAAAAAAUUUAAGGCUUUAGCACCAGAAAAAGUGGGACAUAACAAAAACGCCAAGCUUCCAGUAGCGAAAAUAUUACAAUAUCCAGAAUUAAGUGUAAACCCUUUCGGAGAACGUAUAUGCGAAGUUUUCAGUUCUAGUCAUGACGGAGAUUGUACGUUCGAGGAUUUCCUUGAUAUGAUGUCGGUUUUUAGUGAAGGUGCUCCAAAAUCUGUUAAAGCUGAACACGCAUUCCGUAUAUUUGAUUUUGACGGGGACGAUAUGUUGGGAGUAUCAGAUUUAAAAAAAGUUAUCAACAAAUUGACAGGAGAACAUAAAUUGAAUGAUAACGAGAUAAAUAUGUUGAUAGAGAAUAUAUUAGAAGAAGCUGAUUUCGAUGAUGAUGGUUCACUUUCGUUUGCGGAAUUCGAACAUAUCACUGAUAAAUCUUCGGAUUUUUUAAAUGCCUUUAGGAUUCGUUUGUAAGCAACCAAAUAUAAAAAAUAUAACAUCAAUAUUCAUAUAUUUUAAUGUCUAAUUUGUCCCUUUAAUAAAUUAUAAUCAAUUAAAUGGA
This is a messenger RNA of Diorhabda sublineata, 705 nucleotides long. Its product is annotated as calcium and integrin-binding protein 1-like. Lineage: Eukaryota; Metazoa; Arthropoda; Insecta; Coleoptera; Chrysomelidae. The transcript has 5 exons. The record is from RefSeq and is a predicted model, not a curated record. Bases 63 to 617 code for a protein of 184 amino acids. Gene Ontology annotation, molecular function: calcium ion binding.